AUGGAAGCUGUCGCUGAGAGACUAACGAAAUCGAAAAAUAUGUCUGAGGAGCUUUCAGGUGUGACAGUAGUAAUAAUAAUAGGACUUGGAGUACUCACGUUCCUGUUGCUGUUUAUAUUUGCUAAGAGGCAAAUUAUGCGAUUUGCGCUCAGGUCGAGAAGGGGGCCACAUAUUCCUAUAGGCCAUGACGGGUCUAAGGUGUUGAAACGAGAAAUCGAACGAAGGAUUGAUUUAAUCAAAAAAAUAGAAUGCGAACCACGUUUAAUAACGUCCGAUCCGAGAUAUAUAGUAUGUCCCGGACAGCAAAUUCCUGCACACUACUACAGAUUAAAAGCUGUAGACGACGUUAAAAUCCUCGAACAAGAAAUUACGAAGCAAGACAAUUGUUUAAUCAGACACCCCAGUGAGAAUUUAAGAGCCUAUCUUCUAACGACUUUAGCGGCCCCGUUGAACGGCAGCGGCCAACGAUUGAUACACGAAUUCUGCGAUAUGUACGAGCACGCCAGGCACGAUCCCAAUCAUUUCGGAGACGAGGAUUAUCAGCAGUACAACAGGCUCUUGUUGAAACUAAUAGACGCGGCAAAAUUGCUGAAGUCGUACAAUACGAGCAGGAAGUCGUCGCCUAAUCGUACCCCGCAGAGAAGGCUCUUGGUCGAGAGGAACAGGAACGCGCAUUCGCAUUAUCAAGCUGAAGAUGAAAUAUUGAGCGUAUCGGAGCGCAUAGAUUCGAGACCGACUUCUUUAUCGAUUUUGCCUUCCGCCGAUGAUGAAACUUCCGUGUGA
Phyllotreta striolata is the source of this 783-nucleotide messenger RNA. NCBI's taxonomy places the organism in Eukaryota, Metazoa, Arthropoda, Insecta, Coleoptera, Chrysomelidae. The record is from the annotation of a GenBank genome assembly.